Molecule: messenger RNA, 1320 nt
Organism: Salvelinus fontinalis (brook trout)
Lineage: Eukaryota; Metazoa; Chordata; Actinopteri; Salmoniformes; Salmonidae
Product: guanine nucleotide exchange protein smcr8a-like
Cellular component (GO): guanyl-nucleotide exchange factor complex
Molecular function (GO): GTPase activator activity
Source: RefSeq, a predicted model, not a curated record
AUAUUGCAUUUAUUUUCCAGUUGUAAUUGUAGUCCAUCGGGUCAUGAUUAAACUACAAAUCCCCGCUAGCAUCAGUAAAUAGCUGUUUUUCCCCCCUCCACAAAUCAAUGCCGUUAUUUUAUACCCAAAUGAUCUGUCUCCGCCGAGGACUGAAUUCCCAUAACUCUCCCGGACACCGGAGGCGGUGGUUCAGCUCUUUCACAAGUCUCCUCGAGGUGUCUCGGGACGGAUUCCUCACCCCGGUAAAGAAUGGGCGUGAACGGCUCCUCCUGGCUCGCUACCGGCAGCUUGUCACACGGCUACAUAUGGCUGGAGUUGGACUCGCUGUCUGAAGACGUGCUACACACUUCGCUUCUCUCCGCCGUGCUGCGAGUCCCCGGUAGAGUUAUUACUCUAUACGGAGGCGAAAAGAGGAACCGGGCCGAGCGCAAGACGGGCCAAAAGUUGACCAUGUGACUCGGUGUUACUUCCCGCCGACGGACCUGUUUCUCCCGGUUAAUUUAACGCUCCUGUCGUACGUUACUUUGUGUUGACAUGUUUUGUCGCUGCUACAGGGACAGCUGUUGUUGACGUUAGACUACUACCGUUACGUCGGUAAGUUAGCGCCUCGCUCUGACGCUGAACUUUCCGUGUGAAAUGUUUUAAGGAUAACGUUAUUUACCGACGUCCACCGACCUAAACACGUGAACGAGAAGUGAAAGUUAAACAUGUUUGUUUCGCUUUUUAAGUUGAACUUCUGUUUUUAAAUUCCAACUACACAACAGUAAGACUUUUUAAUACCAGUUACCCGGUCAGUGAGUGACAGUUACCUCUCCGGUGCCAAAACGGACUCAAGGACGCAAUAACAUUGGGCUGCACCGGGAAAGUUAACAGGGACACGAAGAAGGACCGAACAGUGACCGACACACACACUGGUUCUCUCGGAUCAACACACAGAGAGACAGCCGGGAUUGAUUUGAAGACAUGAUUGGAUCUCCUGAUGUGCUGGCCUUCACCAGUGAAGAGGAUGUGGGGGGUUACCCAGACGACCAGGACCUGCCAGAGGAGUUCUCCCUUCCUCUCCUUCCCCCCUCUCACCCCUGGACCUCCGCUGCCCGUUUCAACAGGGACUUCAUACUGAUGGCAGAGUUCUCAGAACAGGUGGGUCCCCUACCGGUCCGGACCAUCCCUGAUGACCCCGGAGUGAUCGGUUCCUUCGACCUGAACCAUUUCUCUCUACGCAUCAUGUCUGUCGACUACCAAGCCACUGCCCCUGGCUCUCAGCCACACCACACAGCUAGUCCUUCCCUCCGGACCCUCCCCCGCCUGGCCUUCUCAGAG